CCUACUAUUAUCGAUAUAGACCUGCUACAUAAGGUACUACGGACGAGCAUCCUUGACCUUUGACUGUGGCUGCGAACCCCCCCUUUGCAGCAUCGCUCACGUGCAGAUAAGCAGCUCGUCCUGCGCCGAUAAGCACGACGCCCGCCGUGAUCCAGAGUGGACACUUUUCACGGGCAGUUUGGCGCCGGUUUGUCAUACGAGCUAAAAAUCGACAAAAUCCAUUGGGGUUGUGGGAAAGGGACUGGAAACGCCUCGACGGAGCUGCCUCGGCUUGCCUUUUCCAGGACGAACAAGACGAGACUGACGCGGGGAGAAGACGCUGAAGAAGCCCUGGCCGAGGAAGACAACUCCAAAGCCGCAACAAGAUAUAGCAGGGAGGGAAAAAACGCCUUGUGCUGUGCUGUGCUGGCGCCCUCUCUCCCCUCUCUUUGCGCACCGAUCUCGGGCUCUGGCGAACAGAACGGCGAGGCAACGGUCCAGAAGCAGUGCAGACCCGGGACAGACAGACAGAUGAGUAGCCGCUGGUGAGGAAGCGAUUUCCGGGCGACUGUAUCUCGGGGAGCUGGGCGCCUUUGCCGUCGCUGUCCUGUCCUGUCCCUCUUUGGACUUGAACCUUGCGGGAAGCCGACGAAACCAGAGAACCAACACCAACGAACAGCAGCACGGCAUACACGCCCUGCUGCUCUUCCCCCCUCCCGUCGCACUCAUGUGGUGGCCAUUCAGCAUCUUCUUCAGCAGCGUCUUCCUCUUCGCCAUUGUCCUGUCCAUCCCCGUCGCCUUCGAUGUGGGCGGGCGCGACAGCGGGCUGGCCUACAGCCUGGGCCUGUCCAUCUUCUACAUCUUCUACUCGGCCAUCCGCCUGGCCACGCCCGAGACGUCGCGCAUCCGCUGGACCAUCGUGUCGCUGCUGAGGCUGGCCCAGUGGUUCGUCAUUCCCUCGCUGCUCAUCUGGGCGCUGGGCAAGUUCGCCGUCGACGCCGAUGCGGGCAACUCGACCUGGGUCGAGCGGACCAUUGGCGGCGUCUUCCACUCGAGGAGAACCAGCUGGACCGAGUGGAUGUUUGGCAAGGACGGCUUCCUCGAGACCAUCAUGCUGGGCUCCUGGGACAAUGUGCUGCGCUAUUCGGGGCCCGUCUUCCAGCUGCUCGAGGGCUUCUGCACGCUGCUCGUCAUCCAGGCGGCGGGCCAGAUUACUCGAUGGCUGGUGAACCGAGGGCGAAGCGACACUUGGGUGAUUGUCCUGCUUGCCUUCUCGGGCUCCAUCAUCGCCAGCGCCGUCUACUUCUUGUGGCGGGUGGCCCAGUUCCCCCAGAUCAGCAACAUCGACGCCACGCUCAUCGGCGCCACCAUGACCACGGCCGUGUUUCUGUGCGCGUACGGCAUCGGCAGCGGCCGCGGCAGCCCUGUCGAGUCGUCGCUCCUCUUUGCCUACGUCGUGCUCUGCGUCUAUCAGAUCUUCACCGACUACCUCCCUUCAGACGGCACCUAUUCCUCCGAGGAUCAAGCAUCGUCGCAGCCCGAGAUCCCCCCGCUUCCGCCCAUCAUCAUGGCCUCGUACUCGACCUUGCUCCACAUCCUCAGCACCCUCCCCGGCGCCCUGCACUCCUCGCUCGCCCUGCUGUACGCGGCUUUCCAGACCAUUACGCCGUCCGUCAUCAUCUCUCUCGCCUACCGCCUCUUCGUCUUCUACUGCGCCACCCGCAUCAUCCCAUCGGUGCGGGACCUGGGCGCCCGCGCCAUGCUGCACGAGCCCGACUGGGACGAGUCAGAAGCGGCAUCCAUGUUCCUGAGCCUCCUCAGCUACUUUUCGCCCACCAUUCUGAUAUCCGUCUACACCAGCCUGCUGCUGCAGCACUUUUCAACGAGCGAGGGGCCAGACGGAUGGACGCUCAGAGGCGGAGACGUGGGCGGCAGCACCUGGCGGUGGAUCAACGUGGGACUGACAAUGGUGCUGUACGGGGUUGAGCUCAUGCUCAGCACGGACGAUCAGGACCACUGGAAGGUGGAUUGA
Messenger RNA from Trichoderma reesei QM6a, 2011 nucleotides. RefSeq lists its product as uncharacterized. Lineage: Eukaryota; Fungi; Ascomycota; Sordariomycetes; Hypocreales; Hypocreaceae. Gene Ontology annotation, cellular component: endoplasmic reticulum membrane; perinuclear endoplasmic reticulum; cortical endoplasmic reticulum. Bases 707 to 2011 code for a protein of 434 amino acids. The record is from RefSeq and is a predicted model, not a curated record. The transcript is spliced from 2 exons. Gene Ontology annotation, biological process: septin ring assembly; endoplasmic reticulum inheritance.